Symbiodinium natans is the source of this 180-nucleotide messenger RNA. NCBI's taxonomy places the organism in Eukaryota, Dinophyceae, Suessiales, Symbiodiniaceae. The record is from the annotation of a GenBank genome assembly.
AUGGCGAACGCCGGUGAUGGAGCGCAGGAGUCGGGAUGGGCGGGUGCUCGAGGCCAGAAGCAGGUGCCCGAGCGAUACGCGCAGCUCCAGGCUGCCCUCGACCAGGCAAGAUCGGCCUCUGCGGAUGGCAGAGGAGGACAUGCGGCUGCACAGGACUGUCCACCGGCGUUCCUGGACUAA